This is a messenger RNA of Drosophila kikkawai, 2275 nucleotides long. It is a transcript of the gene pkaap, whose product is annotated as A-kinase anchoring protein pkaap. Gene Ontology annotation, cellular component: plasma membrane; mitochondrion. Gene Ontology annotation, molecular function: protein kinase A binding. NCBI's taxonomy places the organism in Eukaryota, Metazoa, Arthropoda, Insecta, Diptera, Drosophilidae. The record is from RefSeq and is a predicted model, not a curated record. Gene Ontology annotation, biological process: intracellular protein localization.
CACUGUUUAGUGUAUUUUCAUAAUAUUUGGCAGUCGCAAUACAUAAAGUGAUUAAUUACUUAGAUUUAACUGCAAGAUAAGGCACAAUUGACAGCGCCAGAGACUUUUGGGAGCCAGCCAAAGCCGAAGAAUGUAAAGAUGCUAAAGUACAUCAAGAGGCAAGCCAGCCGCCGUCGCAGCAGCCAAGAUGUCACGGAAGGCCCCGGCGCACCCACCGCAAACGAUGAUGUGGAUGGCGCCGUGGCGCAAAAACGUCACUCGCUGCGCUCUACAACCAGUUUCUGUGAUGAGGUCUUUCUUGAGGUGGAGGAGGAGGGCGGUGGAGGAGGAGCCCUGUCCGAUGGCAUCAGCCUGUGCAGCAACGAUGAUAUUUUUACCUACAACUCGCGCUUGUCCAUGAAUCUCGCCUCCAUUGUCAGCGAUCCCAACUGCCUGAGCUAUUUUGUGCAGUAUUUGGACACUCGACAGGCCCUGCCUCUGAUCAAAUUCUACCUGGACAUUGAGAACUUUAAGCGGGCUGCGGCGCUUACACAAGAAACUGAGCAAACGGAGGUAGAUGAGGAGGAGAACUCGCCGCCGCCAGAUACGACUUCUCCCCUGAACAACAACAACAACAACAAAAGUGACAACGAUGUACCUGAACUGAAGACGCUGUGCGAUCUGUCCAUGCGCAAACCCCUGACAGACGAUGAGAAGAGCCGGAUUUAUGCCGAGACCAACAAGCAGAUUAUAAAUAGACAAAAGUCCGGAUCGGGACCAUCAUCUCUGCCCAAUUCCUCGGAACUUUCUAGGGCCAGCAUCAGCGAUGCUAUAGCCAUCUACCAAAAGUAUCUGAUAGUAAAUGCCAGCCUGCAGGUGGAGCUGCCAAUUGUCAUACUGGCGCACAUAUCGUUACUCCUUUGCGGGCGAGACAAGGCCGAGUGCAGUAAACCCAUACCGGCCAGUUGCUUUGACGAGGCCAGGGAGUUUGUGUUGGAGCAAUUGGAGCGCGAUCAUGUCCUGGGAUUCCUGCAGAGCGGCUACUAUUCCACCUACUGCCUGGAGCUGGUGGAAGGUGGUUCCAUAAAUAUCUACGAUGUGUUGUACAGCGAAUUGGCUUUAUUUUACUUUACCGAGUACCUGGAGCAGCGACAGGAGCGCGAAUGUCUCGAGUUCUGGAUCACGGGCAUUAAUUUCCGAAAGAGUUUCUCUUCAGGAGAGGAGGACGAGGCAGCCCAGAGUGAUGCCAUGAUAAUAUACGACAGAUACUUUUCGCUGCAAUCGGAUUGCCGCCUGUGGAUGUCGCAAAAGUUGCGAUUGAGGGUGGAACAGGCCAUCUGUGCUCCUGGCGAGCAGUGGCAAGCCUUUGACUUGGCAUUAUUGGUUACGGCCAAGUAUUUAGAGCAAAAGUACUUUGCCGAUUUUCUAAAAUCACACAUUUUUGAUAACUAUGUCAACGAACUGAAGAUCAAAAGAGACAACUCUAGCUUCUCUCCCUCGAAUCUCCUUCAACAAAAACCCAGCCUGCGUAGAACUGGCAAAACAUCUAAUAUCCAGCGCCAUCGAAAGGCCUUAUCCAUGACGGAUUGCACGCACAUCUCACAGCACAACACCCUUCUGGCUUCCAUGGACACACUGCCGUCGAAGACGACUAUAAAUCAACAGCAGUCGGGCAACCUGAACAUCGAUGCCCGGCAGCUAACGAAUCCCCAACUCCUAUGGCAGCGCCCUGUUGUGGGGGCUCUUAAAUUCGGUUUUGUUAACUCCUUGGGCCGCUACGAGCGAGACUUUGAGGCCGUGGAUGCAGUGGCUCUCAAGUCGCAGCCAUGGUCACUGAGUGUCAGCGGCAGCAAAAUCAAAAAUGCCAUGCGAAAGCUGGUGAAUCUGCCGGAGGAUAAUGUGCAGGAGGAGAUCGCCUGGCAGGUGGCCGAAAUGAUUGUCAAGGAUGUAACGAGCGUGACGCUUAGUGGAAAAACCACUCCCCCUCCAAUUUAAGUUCUCAUUUUAUUCUUUCUUUUUGUAUUUAUUAUUUUUUGCGCUCAAAUCAAAGCAAGAGAAUCUCCCCAAAAAGUGCACAAACAAGAAGUCGCAACAGAAGCUCUCUAACUCUACUCUCUACAACUACUAUGUACAAAUUAUGUUGAACAAACAAGAAUCCAACUAUUUAACUUAUUAACUUAUUUUCGUUAAUUUGGUGAGCUUUGAAAGCCACACAAUUACCUUGACUAUUGCUCGCUCAUUUGUUAUUUAAUGCAACAAAAUCAACCCAAAUCUCAAAUAUAUAUAUAAACAGACG